ACACGAACAGCUGAUGAUUCUUAGGCAAACCCCUUUAGUGAAUUUAACUUAGAACAAACCACUGGUAAUAAACCAUUAAUAUACGAUCCAUUUGACAUUUAAAGUAAACUCCAUUCAAACCGUGACAAAAUUUGUAUUAUAUUUUGGGAAAGAUUAAAUCAAAUAAAAAUCUGACCAAAGAUUGCCUCGUGUAAACGGCACCUAAAAUUGCAAAACCAUAACAUUAUUGAAAAGUUUAAUUGUUUCCAGUGUUGGAGCUGCUGUGCAGGAUUCGCCCGACAAGGCUGCCAUGGAGAAACUGCAUGUCAUUAGCAAUUCAACCGAUACAGAGACGCCCCCUUGCAACAGAAUCAGCGGGAAAAAGUGCGGCAAUCGACCACGCCGGAUUCACCGAGUGGCGGACCGUCUAUAGCCUGCCGUCCAUAAGGAUCUUGGCUGCACUAAGUAAGCUCAAAGUAUACCAGGCGGCUUUCACGGUGGCCGGAGCGCCCAUAGCCUUUGCGCUGGGAAACGCCGGUCAACUGAGCUCGGAUGCACUGGCCAUUUAUGGCACCGUGGGAAUCACUGGCCUUGUCACUCUCACACUCGCCAGCUACGCGGCCAGGAAUCUGGUGGGCUUCAUCUACGUCAACGAGCAGCAGGAUCUGCUGAAGCUAGCCUAUGUGGACUUCUGGGGACGUCGGCAGGAGACCCUGCUGGAGACCGAGGAUCUGCUGCCCAGCUGGGAACAGGGAAGUCCAUCCCGACUGAGAUUCGCUUCGUCCAUCUGCCUGCGCAGCGAUCCUAAACGGCGGUACAAACUGCUAAAUCGCUUUGGCCAUGUCAGCGAUCCACAGUUGUUUGAGGGUCUUUUUGGAGAUUGAUUAAAGUUAGUUUUAUAUUUUUCUUGUACCGGUAAAGUUGUUAUUAUCUGAAUUACAAAAUCAUGUACAAAGUUAA
Drosophila rhopaloa is the source of this 939-nucleotide messenger RNA. Its product is annotated as transmembrane protein 186. The transcript has 2 exons. The coding region runs from base 303 to 863 and encodes 186 amino acids. The record is from RefSeq and is a predicted model, not a curated record. Gene Ontology annotation, cellular component: mitochondrion. Lineage: Eukaryota; Metazoa; Arthropoda; Insecta; Diptera; Drosophilidae.